This is a messenger RNA of Exophiala bonariae, 1689 nucleotides long. RefSeq lists its product as uncharacterized. Gene Ontology annotation, molecular function: four-way junction DNA binding; crossover junction DNA endonuclease activity; ATP-dependent DNA damage sensor activity. The record is from RefSeq and is a predicted model, not a curated record. Gene Ontology annotation, biological process: DNA repair; reciprocal meiotic recombination; meiotic DNA recombinase assembly. Gene Ontology annotation, cellular component: Rad51B-Rad51C-Rad51D-XRCC2 complex; replication fork; Rad51C-XRCC3 complex. The transcript has a single exon. The coding region runs from base 1 to 1689 and encodes 562 amino acids. NCBI's taxonomy places the organism in Eukaryota, Fungi, Ascomycota, Eurotiomycetes, Chaetothyriales, Herpotrichiellaceae.
AUGGACGACCAAGAACCAGACGUACAUAACUUCUCAACUUCCUCUGAGCAUCGAUUGCCGACCAUCUCGGGUGCCGAUGCUCUACAGAAUGCGUCGAUCAAAUCUAAAGGCAUUCCGACCAGUCUUCCUUCCCUGGAUGAGACGCUACAGCCCAGCAAUAAUCCGCUGGGCACUGCUGGUCUGCAGAUAGGUCAUGUCACUGAGAUCUUUGGUCCACCAGGUGUUGGCAAGACCGCAUUUGGACUGCAGCUUGCCGUCAAUGCGAUCCGUUCGCGUCGUGAUGAUUCUCGCAUCCUGUGGGUGAAUACUGGUUCACCAUUGAUCGAACAACGACUCAUGGAAAUCAAUGCCGCGCUCGUGUUGCCUUCACUUGACGAACCUCCAUCCUCUCCACCACAGGAUACAAGAAUUGGAGACGAAGCCCGACUAGAGGACAAAUUCGACUACCUAGAAAUAUCUUCAUUCCCUCGCUUGUUGACCCUCUUCUUGCAUCCCACGCCAGAUCUCCCUACGAAUGAAACAUGCUUGAUUGUCAUCGACGAUUUUUCCAAUUUCAUCCUCGGCUCGUUCUCUAAAGACGCCGCUGCAACCGCUAACAUCAAGACGUCCGCUCCAGUCACGGUGCAAGAGAAACUCACCAAAAAGGCAGCGGCCAAACGAUUCCAGGUCAUUGAGAGUCUAGCUACCAGCAUGUCCAAGCUCGCCGCUUUGAGAAAUCUUGCCAUCGUCGUUCUGACCGGCACGACGACGAAUCUGAAAGUGGGCGAGCACCGCGGGGUUCUGACUCCAGCACUAGCGAGCCAGGCUUGGGAGUCCGCAGUCCAUACCCGGAUCAUGUUGUAUCGUGACUUCCCUCCCGAUGACCUGGACGUCGAGCCCGAUGUUCUGGAGCAGCUCGACGCUGGGCUGAGGUAUGCCGACGUCCAGAAGCUUGCUCGGAAGGAAGUCUACACCCCACCCACAGCAUUUAUCAUCACAACAGGAGGACUCCAGGAGGUCAAUCUCCCUGACACGACCGACUAUCACGGUCCGAUGAUCGUCGAUGGUAACCAAAUGUCGGAACGACCAUCUGAGCCAGACCUGCCACCACUACCUCUGGAAAUUGGGCUGCCAGAACGAAGCAGGAAACGAAGUUUCGGCGAGAUCGCUGAUAGUGAGGAUGAGGGAAGCGACAGUUUAUUCGGGAAUGAAGAUGGGAACGACAUCGUUGUUAGAGUUUUGGACGAUGAGAACGACGAAAAGGAAGAACCACAGCAUGAUGACGACUAUGUGCUAACCCAUCACGAUCGAAACCUCGCCGAAGUAGAAGAAACAUCACAUCGCUACGAAGAGGACGAAAACGAGCAGCUAGUGCAAUCCGCCGAUAGCCAUAUACGAGAGCAUCACGAAUAUGAUCUACCAAGACCAGAAUCUGCCAUGUCACCGGCACCACAGGACAGCGCCAUCGCAUCGGAUGACGAAAAGACCCCUCUCUCGUGCCUGUCCUCAAUCGAAGAGCAUGCCAAUACAGAACAUGGAGACAGCGAAGAAGAAAUGCUCCUCGGCCGGCACGCGACAUUGAUGCCACAAGAUUACGGCUCCCACGGCGAAAUUCGAGGAUCUGAAGAUAUGGUGCCGCGGUAUUCGUCUGACGGUGAGGUCGCCGAUAGCGAAGAGGAAGACGAGGAAGACGUCAGAGACAAUGGAUGA